CCGGCUGCUGCCUAGAGAGAGAGCCAGACACAGAGAGAGAGCGAGAGGCAGAGAGCGAGAGAGACAGCAGCAGAGGCAGCAGCAGCAGCGUCGCUGAGGAGGAGAAGAGUGGGAACAGCCCCAAAGAGAAGGGGAAGAAGGAAGGCCUGGCCAUUGCCAAAAGCAGCCCCGCAGGGCUCCAGAGAGGAGUUCGGCCAAGCUUUUUGGCAGAGGCCUUCUUAGCCAGGGCUAAAGUUUCAGGGGACAUUUCUUUGCCCUGUGGACCACACCCUGGAAGAGACACCUUCAAGGGGCAACAUCCCACUCCUGCCUUUGCAACAAAGCAACAGCCCUGCAGUUGUGUGAGGGAAGUUAAGAUUCCUGAGGAACCUCUGCUGGGAAGGCAUCCCCACGUGCCCACUUUUUGAAACCAGCCUCCAAGCCCAGUUGGGUUACACAGCCACAGCUUUUUUGCCUUCCUCGGGAGGAAGUCCGCACACGUGCCAAGAUGACAGAGAACUCCACUGCGGCACCUGCCGCCAAGCCCAAGCGGGCCAAGGCGGCCAAGAAGUCAACAGACCACCCCAAGUACUCGGACAUGAUUGUGGCUGCCAUACAGGCCGAAAAGAGCCGGGCCGGUUCGUCUCGCCAGUCCAUCCAGAAGUACAUCAAGAGCCACUACAAGGUGGGGGAGAAUGCCGACUCCCAGAUCAAGUUGUCCAUCAAGAGGUUGGUGACAACAGGUGUCCUCAAGCAGACCAAAGGGGUCGGUGCCUCUGGUUCCUUCCGCCUGGCCAAAGGUGAUGAGCCCAAGAAAGCUCCAGUCAAGAAGGCCAAAAAGGAAGUCAAGAAGGCCACAACACCCAAGAAAGCGGCCAAGCCCAAGAAGGCUGCGGCCAAGUCGCCAGCCAAGAAGCCCAAGCCUGUGGCAAAGAAAGCCAAAAAGAAGCCAGCACCUGCUCCAAAGAAAGCCAAGAAGCCAAAGACUGUUAAGGCCAAGCCAGUGAAAGCAUCAAAGCCUAAAAAGGCAAAGGCGUCAAAACCCAAAGCAAAGUCCAGUGCAAAGAAGACGGCCAAGAAAAAGUGAGAUGGGAGCCCUUCUUUCCUUGGACACUCUCCUUGACCUCUACUAUGUAAAUAGAGUCCUCCUUUAUUCCCUACUUCUUUCUACUGCAGCUUUAUAAAGACUGAACUAUUCUUCUCCUAUAAUAGUUUAAACCAAUUACUGGAAAGAAAGAAAAACAAAACAACCUGCCCAUCAAUAUAGAAAGAUCUUUUCCUUUUGGAUUUGGAUUUUUCUCCUUAUCACUUGUAAUUUUUAAAUGUAUUUUUAUGUGUUCAUCCUUGCCUCAUUUAUAAAGGUAUGCAAUACUUGCUUGUGUUUUGAGCAUGAGGGGGAGACACACAAAUCUGAUCAGGAUGUUCUUGAAUGUUCCUCUCCUUUGGAGAGGAUGGCGGGGAGGGGAGGGGGAUGAAUAAGAAAGGGACGUAUGGUGUGGGCCCACUUUAAAGGAAGACCCUUAAGUUAUGUGUUUGAGAAACAUAAUCAUAGUGGAAAUUGCGACUGAAUGCUGUAGCUUUUUAGAAAAGCUUUUUGUAGGUGAGUCAGAUGCUAGUGUCACAGAAUCCAUACAGAACUGUUUCUUUGGGGCAGAAAGAGGCUGGUAAGCUUUCCACUGGCUUUGCUCUGUACUCUUGUUAGGGGUCUGGGAUCAGUGGAAAUUGUGCAAAUGCUUGUGCUUUUUCUAUUUCAAUAUCUAUAGCCUGACCAUGGUGAAGUCGAGAUCUAGAGUGAAGGUUUUAAUUUCCUUUCUCCUUCCAAAGAGUUUUUAAAAGAUAGGCAUGGUUUCCACCUGUGUUCUCCUGGAGCCUGACCACUGUCUCCUCCCUGACAACUUCAAGGAAGAAUUUGCCGUGUUUGGGGGAAACAAAACCCGUCCUUUCUCUGCCGUCCAAGUGUCCCCAGCCCUGCAAUGUUCUUUCUGUCCUGUUCUCUACAGUCCAUCCGCUCUCCACAGCAAUCUACUUUUUGAGUUGCCAGUCUCUUAAAACACCUGAAGGAGGAGAGAAGGAACAAAUGUUGUAGAUGAGAAUGGACAGGUAGCCAAUAAUGAAUCUUUUAAGGUAGCUUUAUAAAGCUGUGUACUAUUAUUGCUUCUGUUUGGGGUGUCUGGGUGUGUGGCUUAUUUCCCCCUUACAGAGGGAUGGAAAAGAUAACUUUCAGUACUCCAGUUUUAAAACAAAAAUAAGGGAUGCUUGUUGUUUAAACAAAGGAAAAAUUCUCAUAGGAUUGAUACCUGAUUGUCCAUUUUAUUUUGUAUGUGUAAUUUUGUGCAAGAAGGAUUUAGUAGUCUUUGUAAUUUUAGGGUUUAAAAUAAAAUUUAAACGCAUAAUG
Molecule: messenger RNA, 2374 nt
Organism: Sceloporus undulatus (fence lizard)
Lineage: Eukaryota; Metazoa; Chordata; Lepidosauria; Squamata; Phrynosomatidae
Product: histone H1.0
Exons: 1
Coding region: 488-1066 (192 amino acids)
Biological process (GO): negative regulation of DNA recombination; chromosome condensation; nucleosome assembly
Cellular component (GO): nucleosome; nucleus
Molecular function (GO): structural constituent of chromatin; nucleosomal DNA binding; double-stranded DNA binding
Source: RefSeq, a predicted model, not a curated record